Molecule: messenger RNA, 604 nt
Organism: Rubroshorea leprosula
Lineage: Eukaryota; Viridiplantae; Streptophyta; Magnoliopsida; Malvales; Dipterocarpaceae
Source: the annotation of a GenBank genome assembly
ACGACAAAAUACUGACUUAAAACAGAGAAAGUUGGUGGCUAGUUGCCAACGCUGAACCCGUGGAGGAGACGAUGGAAACCCGGCACAGAGCGAGACUCGCCAUUCUUGAACUGGCCAACAUGCUAAGCGUUCCUAUGUCCCUCAACGCCAUCGUCCGCCUCAACGUUCCCGACGCAAUCUGGCAAGGUGGGGCUAAUAGCCCUCUCACCGCCUCCCAGAUCCUCGCGAAAGUUCUACCUUCCGGUGGUGGGGAUGCCGAAAACCUCCAGCGCAUCCUCCGUAUGCUCACUAGCUACGGUGUGUUCGCGGAGGUACUGGAUGAUACUGACUGUGCGGAGAGAAAAUACUCACUCACUGAGAUCGGGAAGACGCUCGUCACCGACGCCGAUGGUCUUUCCUACGCUUCUUACGUGCUCCAGCAUCACCAGGACGAACUAAUGAAAGCAUGGCCAUUGGUGCACGAGGCGGUGGUGGAUCCGAAAUCGGAACCAUUCGUGAAGGCGAACGGUGAGCCGGCGUACACUUACUACGGGAAAAAGCCGGAGAUGAAUGGGUUGAUGCAGAAGGCAAUGUCAGGAGUCUCCGUGCCUUUCAUUAAAGCAAU